Molecule: messenger RNA, 999 nt
Organism: Antrostomus carolinensis (chuck-will's-widow)
Lineage: Eukaryota; Metazoa; Chordata; Aves; Caprimulgiformes; Caprimulgidae
Gene: CD34
Product: CD34 molecule
Exons: 8
Coding region: 19-999 (326 amino acids)
Biological process (GO): cell-matrix adhesion
Cellular component (GO): membrane
Source: RefSeq, a predicted model, not a curated record
UUGGGAAGUUUAAAAAUAAUGAAGUGGAGGCAGCUUUUCUGGAUUGCAUUCUGUGUUGUGGAGCUGGCUGGCAACACUUCUGGGAGCCCCACAGACACCCCCACACCCACGGCCACAGCCACAGCAUCGAAAGACACCAGCAGCACAGCAGCCACUGGAGCCACUGGAGCAACUGGAGCACCCAGCAGUGCCAAGCCAACGUCUGACCACACGAGCCAGGGGGUCCUCACAACCGAGAGCCCAGCGACGCGACCCAGCACAACGGCAGAAACCCCAGGGGCCACGGCAGCUCUGACCAGCUCUCCUGCCACCUCGGGGCAUCUUCCCAUCUCAGCUGCCACCACCCCACUGCACACAGACAGGGACAGCCCGAAGCCCAUCACGUGCCACAAUGUCAAAGAAGUGAGCGACACUGGGGCCAUCUGCUUGCAGCUCAACGAGUCCAACACUUGUAAGCAUUUUUUAGAGCUGAAGGGAUCGGAGUUGUGGAGUGCAAUAUGUGAAGAAAGCGCCCACCGCGUUCCCUCCCCCUGCCAGAUCAAACUGGCUAAAUCCGAGGUGGACCGUGACUGUCUGCUCCUCAUCCUCGUUGGUGAGAGAGAUCCUGUGACAGAUGUGCUCCCGGAGCCUCACUGGGAAAAGUUUGGAAUAAAAUCCCUUAAACGGGGGAGUGUGAGGAACCACCAGGACUUUUCUCAGAAGACCCUGAUUGCCUUGGUCACAUCUGGCCUCAUGCUGGCGUUCCUGGGCUUGGCUGGAUAUUUCCUGAUGAAGCGGAGGAGCUGGAGCCCCGCGGGGGAGAGGCUGGCUGAAGACCCAUAUUACACAGAAAACGGUAGCCAAAGAAACACCAUGUUGAUGAUGUCCCCUCAAGAGCAACCUGAGCUGCAGGAGAAGCCAAAUCUCAACGGUGGGACUCAGGAGAAUGGGACUGGCCAAGCGUCCUCCAAAAACGGGCACUCAGCCAGGCAGCACGGCCCCGCCGACACCGAGAUGUGA